Heterobasidion irregulare TC 32-1 is the source of this 2682-nucleotide messenger RNA. RefSeq lists its product as uncharacterized. The transcript is spliced from 7 exons. Bases 1 to 2682 code for a protein of 893 amino acids. The record is from RefSeq and is a predicted model, not a curated record. NCBI's taxonomy places the organism in Eukaryota, Fungi, Basidiomycota, Agaricomycetes, Russulales, Bondarzewiaceae.
AUGGCUCGGUUCACUGCCCUAGCAAGCGACACCAGUGACGACGAAACCUACCAACAGCCGGCCAGGCCCGUGCCAAACUCCACCCCCAUACCCAGAGCCAAUGAUGCACCCUAUCAAGACGAGGAUGCAGAUAUAUCAGACUCGGACUCAUCGCGUAUGGACGAGGAUGAGCUGACAUCAAAGCCUCUUCCACAUCCCCAGCGGAAACGGCGAGACAAGAACGCGUUGGUGGAGGGCGAGGACGGCGAGUUUUAUCACGCUCAUGAGUUGGACGAGGAUGAGGGAGAGAAUGACGCUUCCUCAAGUUCGUCAUCUGAGUCUUCCCCUCGUCACACGAGAAGGCCUGGACCAACAUCUGUUCCAUGGGCGCAGCAGGUUGGAGUCGACCCAAAUAGAAUGCAUGUGAUGCAGGCUUCGCUCUUCAGGGUACCAGAGGAAGAACAAGCAUUAAAGCAUGCAUUACCAGAAAAACAUGGGCAGCUUCAUCUUAUGAUGUCGAAUACGCUCAACCGUAAGCAUAGCAGAGAUUCAGAAGGGGAUGGUCUUCGGGUCGUGGCACAAGAGCGUGCCUCGUUUGCCUAUGAUAUCGAAACAGUACCGUAUAGACCAUCCCGAAAAUAUGCGCGUGUAGAGAGCUCAGCCUCUGUUGUAAGUGGAAAUGACAGCUCUAUGGUUGAUGCGGGACUUGCCUUCGGGAGGUCAUUCCGGGUGGGCUGGGGCCCAGGUGCAACGCUAGUGUACUCGGGGCAACUGUGUGCUCCGUCGAGUACUUCUACAGCGACGGCCAACUCUUCCAUGCUCACAAAAGCCCGUGCGCAAUUCUCGACCUAUGAAAACGACUCGUCUAGCAUGUAUUCGAAGCUUCUCUCGCAUCAUCUCACCAACACUCUCAUCACCCCCGACGCAGAUGGCGUGCCAUUUGCCAACCCUGCCUCCGAUCUCAACUUUGCUUCGUUCACAUCGUUGUUCUCAUCGACAGAUCGCUCUUUCGAAGCACUGCUCUUCCGUCUAGGCCAUACACUUUUCGACGACAUCGACUUACAUCUACGAGAUAAUGUCACAGUUGACAUCAGGGAGUAUACUCACGCCAUUCGCCGCAAAUCUGCCCUUUCAUCAUGGCUCGAAGAAGCAGUCGCUUCAUCUGUCGACCAGGAAUUAAAGAACAACUCAUCAGACACUCCAGUCGGGGCUGCAUUUAGUUUACUCACAGGACAUCAAGUGGAGAAAGCUUGCGAGGCUGCCAUGGGUAGCAGCAAUCUCAAGCUAGCGACUCUCAUCUCGCAGGCCGGAGGUGACGCGGAAUUUCAAGAGGAUUUGCGUGCGCAGCUGCAAAUUUGGCGCGAAGAGCGGAUAGACGUCCAUAUUGACGACAGCGUGCGUAAAGUAUACGCCUUGCUUGCAGGCAUCGUAGAUGUGCUUGAGGGUUCCAACGGCGCUGGAAUUGAGCAUUGUUCCGAUCUGUCUCUCACAGAGGGAUUGGACUGGAAGCGCGUGUUUGGCCUUCAUUUAUGGUAUGCGCAGCCCAUGCAUGUACCCAUUGCAGAAGUGUUUCGCUCCUACGAACAGCAUUGGAGACAUACGCCAGAUCGGGUCGCCCCCCCUAAACCAUGGUACGCCGAGAACCCCUCGCAAGGCGACACACUCUGGCAACUACCAGAAGAUGCGAAUCCCCCCGACGCGCUUUACUCCCUCCUUCGGCUAUAUGCCGAUCCCGCAUGCUCCCUGUCAAAGAUUUGCUCUCCCUUUUCUUUUGGGCCCUCGCCUGUUGAUUAUUCCCUCCCAUGGCAUCUCUACAUUCUCUUCUCACGAUGCAUGCGGAUACGUGACUUUGCCGAUCGGGACGACCCAGGUUUCCGUCGAGAUGAAACUGAAGAAAGCCAGAAUGAGGACGAGAGAGUAGAAGGACACAGCCCAAGCGCGGAUCUACUAGCCAGUAGUUAUGCUCUACAGUUGGAACAAGCGGGUUUGAUCCAAGAAGCUGUAUUCGUCCUGCUACACAUCGAAGGGUCUGCCGGGAGAGAAAAGGCCAUCAAAGAUCUACUCGGGCGGUCUGCACCCAAUCUGGAUGAUUGGAUGACUCGGGGCAUUGUUGGUAGCCUGAAAAUCCCAUUGUCGUGGGUCAACGAAGCCAAGGCCAUGCAUGCUCUUGACAACGGAGAAGUUUACGACGCAUACCGGCUUUAUCUUCAGGCAGGGCUGUAUGAUACUGCACACGAGCUUGCAGUUCUCGAGUUGGCGCCCGAAGCCGUCAUACGAGAUGAUUUGACUCUGCUGAAAACAUUGUUUGAGAGAAUUGUGGGUCAUGCCGUCGACAGCUGGCAUGUACGGGGACAGGCUUUCCUCGACUAUGUUGACGUCAGGACACGCGUGCCGAUCCUGCAGGCUGAAAUCUCUGACCCCGAGUUGGCUCCUGACGCUUCGCAAGUAGCCGAACUGGAUGAACUGACCAGGAAGAUACCGAAACUCAUCAACAUCCUAUCUGACGCAUUCCACGAUCGAUCCAAUCCGCAACAUAAUGUCGCGCUGUCAGUGAUGAUCAAAGGUCUUAUGCACGAGCUUGAUAGUGUGCAGCCCCUCGCCAUUUCCCAGGUCCGGUCAAUGCCAGUCAACGAGGCGACCAAACUGCACCACAUACACUCCGCGGCAUAUGCUGGAUUUUUGAAGACGAUCCAAGUGGCUUAA